AUGAACUCUAUGAGGGAUCCUUUAAAUCUCGACCACCACCCGCACCACUCGUUCACCGGGACUAAAUUGGCCUCCGCCAUGGCGUCCGGUUUGCAGCCGCUGGUGCGAGCCGUGGAAUCCGGCAAGCACCGCGUGGACGCGCACGCGGUGUCCGACACGUCAAGCCCGGAAACUGUGGAGAAAGAGAAAAAUCAGAAUAAAAACGACGACUCGUCGGACGACCCGUCCAAAAAGAAGAGACAGCGGCGUCAGAGGACUCACUUCACCAGCCAGCAGCUGCAGGAGUUAGAGGCCACCUUCCAGCGCAACCGAUACCCGGACAUGAGCACCCGCGAGGAAAUAGCCGUGUGGACCAACCUCACCGAGGCCAGGGUUCGGGUGUGGUUCAAGAACCGGCGCGCCAAGUGGAGGAAGCGGGAACGCAACCAGCAGGCAGAGUUGUGCAAGAACGGCUUCGGGCCCCAGUUCAACGGACUCAUGCAGCCCUACGACGACAUGUACCCGGGCUACACGUACAACAACUGGGCUGCCAAGGGCCUGACGUCCGCCUCGCUGUCCACCAAGAGUUUUCCCUUCUUCAACUCCAUGAACGUCAACCCGCUGUCGUCGCAGGCCAUGUUCUCGCCGCCCAACUCCAUCUCGUCCAUGACGUCGGGCAUGGUGCCGUCGGCGGUGGCGGGUUCCAGCCUUAACGGCCUCAACAACCUGAACAACCUCAGCGGGCCGUCGCUCAACUCGGCUGUGGCGGCGCCGGCCUGCCCCUACGCGCCGCCCACGCCACCCUACGUGUACCGGGACACUUGCAACUCGAGCCUGGCCAGCCUGAGACUCAAAGCCAAACAGCACUCGAGCUUCGGCUACGCUGGCGUGCAGAGCCCCGCCACGAACCUCAGCGCUUGCCAGUAUGCCGUGGACAGGCCGGUGUGA
Messenger RNA from Nerophis lumbriciformis (worm pipefish), 927 nucleotides. Lineage: Eukaryota; Metazoa; Chordata; Actinopteri; Syngnathiformes; Syngnathidae. The record is from RefSeq and is a predicted model, not a curated record.